GUUGGCUCUUGACACACAUCACACCGUUGGGUUGUGGCUAGCGGCGAUUGGUGAUAAGCCCGAACUCUUUACCACAUCUCCAGUUUGGGCUGAAGUCAAUUCCAGUCCAGGUGUUCCAUCACUAGGGGUCCGUUAUCAAACAGGCAUCACAAUGGGUGCGGACGACGAGAGACUGAACCAAAUGGAGAUAUCGGAAGGCGAGAGCUACCCGGAGAAACAGGGCGGGAUUUACUGCCGCAAGAGUCAGAUCGCGGCGUUUGUGGUCCUAGCUAUCCUGGCGACGACUGGUGUGGGGCUGAUGGCGGGCCUUCUACCGCAAUGUGACGUUCCUCCGGCCGAACCGAUCAAAGGCACCUCUGCUAAACCUCCGACGAAGACUACUAAAAUGCCACCCAUGAUGACCACCAAACAAUCAAUGAUGACCACCAAACAAUCAAUGAUGACUACCGACGAACCGAUGACCACUUCUGCCCCGUGUAAUGAUCCCUGGUGCAACCUACGCCUACCCUCCGCCAUCUAUCCGGAGCACUACAAGUUGCUGCUCUACCCGGACCUAGAGACCGCUAACUUCACCGGCACAGUGGACAUUGACAUCGUGGUGAAUGAAACCAUCAGGUUUCCACGGCUCCACAUCAAGGAAAUGAUCAUCCUUUCGUCUGAGAUCAGGCCGGCCGUAGAUUCAGGCUCCACGCCGGCACCACCUCUGGCGGUGGCUCGGCCGCCCUUUGAUUAUGUCCCGAAUCAGUUUUACGUGAUGGAGAUGGCGCAAGAUCUGCAGCCAGGCAACUAUGUUUGGAGCCUGGAGUUUCAGGGAUAUCUGCAACCAAACCGUGUCGGCUUCUACCUGAGCACGUACAUAAAUGACAAAGGCGAAAAAAGAUAA
Patiria miniata (bat star) is the source of this 883-nucleotide messenger RNA. RefSeq names its product glutamyl aminopeptidase-like. Gene Ontology annotation, cellular component: cytoplasm. The record is from RefSeq and is a predicted model, not a curated record. NCBI's taxonomy places the organism in Eukaryota, Metazoa, Echinodermata, Asteroidea, Valvatida, Asterinidae. Bases 152 to 883 code for a protein of 243 amino acids. Gene Ontology annotation, molecular function: zinc ion binding; metalloaminopeptidase activity; peptide binding. Gene Ontology annotation, biological process: peptide catabolic process; proteolysis. The transcript has 3 exons.